This is a messenger RNA of Neohortaea acidophila, 1491 nucleotides long. Its product is annotated as SPX domain-containing protein. Gene Ontology annotation, biological process: cellular response to phosphate starvation. NCBI's taxonomy places the organism in Eukaryota, Fungi, Ascomycota, Dothideomycetes, Mycosphaerellales, Teratosphaeriaceae. The transcript has 2 exons. The record is from RefSeq and is a predicted model, not a curated record. The coding region runs from base 1 to 1491 and encodes 496 amino acids.
AUGAAAUUCGGGCAGGAGUUCCAAAAGGCGCUCGCCAGCACAGAGUUCCCUGAGGAGUGGCGGGGCAGCGCCAUCGACUACAAACAUCUGAAGAAAUGCAUCAAGAAAAUCAACACCGAAUUGGAGAGCAUAGGGCUGGAUGGCGAAACGCUGCACCACCUCAGCGAAUGGAUGAGUCCCGCCGACUCCAUCCAGACCGUGGCUGGGCAAGAUGGCAAGGGAUACUAUAGCGCUGCUACGCCGUCGCUCGCUGCGGUCCCAGAGGAGUUCACGCCGCAGUUGCGCAUCCUGGUCGAUAGCAAGACGGGCACGCCGCUGGAUGCCACUCUUGCGCCGGAGACGAGAGAGUCGCUGCAGAAGCUCGCAAAGCACGAAAUGGCCGCGGCGGGGCGACGAGAACACGUGGGCAGUGUGAAGCGCCCGCUUGAUCGGCUUCGGAGGCGCACCGCCACCGAAGACACGGCGCGCAAGCAGAGUGUGUCCCUCGAGGACGCGCGAUGGGUGCAAGUCCCGCUCGCCUCGGCCAAGGACUUUUUCGAACUACUCGAGCCGAAACUGCAAGAGCUGGAGACGCUGCGCGAAGCAGAGACGGCGAAGCUGGAAGAGGAGAUCUUCGACCUGGGCGAAGCAGUGGAGAAUGUCGUGGAACCGGUACGAGAAGGCUUCGAAGCGCGACGCGAAGUCUCCUACCGCGACCUCUACUUCUGGCGCGAGAUGUUCCGCCUCUACAUGGAAAAGCCCAUCUUCUACUCCGAGCACGGGCCGAACGGCGGCGCGCUCACAUUUAAAGAGGCGCACAGCCGGCUGGAGGACUACGACAUGCGCAUCCGCUCCACAGGACUGCUGGAAAAGAUGCGCACGCCCGAGGCGCGGCAAGCGGCGAAGCGCUUCCUCGACCUGAACGUCGACAUUCUCAAAAUCAUGCACUUCCAGGAGAUGAAUGCGCGCGCGAUGACAAAGAUCCUCAAGAAGUUCGACAAGCAGACGCGGCUCGAGGGCCGUGCUUUCCUUCGUAACCUGCGUACCCAAUACCCUGCCCUCCUCACCAAUGGUCGCACCGGCACUGGCGGCGGAUCGACCUCCCCCGGCGGCUUCGCGAGCUCCAUCGCGCGGGAUCUCAACGCCGAGCUGGCGACAAAGGUGCUAGGCAUUGUACCACAAGUGGAAGACUGGAACUGCCCGGUGUGCUACGCCAUGGCCUGGCGGCCGGUGAAUCUAGGCUGCUGUACAUCCGUCUUCUGCAUCAACUGCAUUAUCAAGCUGCAAGAGGAAGGCGUGGAGAGGUGUCCGGUGUGCGACAAAGAAACCGUCCUCCAGGCAAACGGGCGCAACAUCGAUUUCGAAGCAAUGGACUUUAUGGAAAAGUACUUCCCCCUUGAGGCGAAGAAGCGGCAGAAGUUCCACGACCGCGCUGCGAAGAUGGCCGAGAGGGGCGGCGGCGGCGGCAAGCAUGAGGAGGAGAAGGAGAAGAUUCCAUGUCGGACGAUGUGA